AUGUUUGGAUUUCAUAAGUCGAAGAUAUACCGCAGUAAUGAGGGGUGUUGCAUUUGCAAAACAAAAUCCUCCAGUUCACGGUUCACUGACAGUAGUAGAUACGAGGAAAACUUCAGACUCUGUUUUGGUUUAUUAGAAGAUCGAGUUGGAGACAUCUGCAAUGCAUGUGUCCUGUUGGUGAAAAGAUGGAAAAAACUUCCACUGGGAUCAAAAAAGAACUGGAGCCAUGUUGUGGAUGCAAGAGCAGGGCCUGGCCUUAAGUUGACCAAGCCCAAGAAAAUAAAAAGCUGUGAUGGAAAGAAAAAAAGCAAACUGAAAAGGCUUCACAAAUUCAAACGACAAAACUCAGAUGCACACAGCACUACAUCCAGUAUGUCUCCCUCCCAAUCUCCAAGUCACAGUAAUCAAUCUGACGAGGGCUCAGACAUUGAAACUAAGCAGAGGCGUCCCACUCCCCCUGGCUUUUCUUUUCUUGAUUUAUCCUACUGGAAGAGACAGAAGGUGUGCUGUGGGAUUGUUUACAAAGGCCGUUUUGGUGAGGUGAUUAUCGACCCUCGUCUUUUCAAGCCCUGCUGCAGCACCAAAGAGAGGCCAACACUGACCCCUAAAUCAGGCACUCAGAUCUCCAAAACACACUCUUCUCAACUUACACAGGACCUAAAACAAACAUGA
Messenger RNA from Chanos chanos (milkfish), 672 nucleotides. RefSeq names its product SIN3-HDAC complex associated factor, like (gene sinhcafl). Bases 1 to 672 code for a protein of 223 amino acids. The transcript has 5 exons. NCBI's taxonomy places the organism in Eukaryota, Metazoa, Chordata, Actinopteri, Gonorynchiformes, Chanidae. Gene Ontology annotation, cellular component: Sin3-type complex. Gene Ontology annotation, biological process: negative regulation of cell migration. The record is from RefSeq and is a predicted model, not a curated record.